This is a messenger RNA of Diabrotica balteata, 201 nucleotides long. The record is from the annotation of a GenBank genome assembly. Lineage: Eukaryota; Metazoa; Arthropoda; Insecta; Coleoptera; Chrysomelidae.
AUGCACACUGCUUCACCAGCUACUCUAAGAGGCACUCAGUCAUACAAUAAAUCUGAGUCUUUCUCCAUUCCGUCCACUACACCUACAUCCGCUACUACUGCAGCUACACCAAUUGAAAUAGACACUGACAAUCAAUCAUGCACAGGUGCAGAAGAUAAUACUGAGACAUUAAAUUUUACAGAAAUGUUACUUACUCUCUAA